This is a messenger RNA of Adineta ricciae, 1644 nucleotides long. The record is from the annotation of a GenBank genome assembly. NCBI's taxonomy places the organism in Eukaryota, Metazoa, Rotifera, Eurotatoria, Adinetida, Adinetidae.
AUGGCCCGUGGAGAAAUUUCCGAUCCACUUCUUCCGUUAAAUACUGGAGUUCAUCUAUUCGUUGAUAAUUAUUACAUUGAAAAUUCCUCUUCAUUACAAUUUCAAAAUGGUAAAAUCGAAAAAGAUCUCGAUCAUCCUCUCGUUCAUCCUGAAUAUCCCUGGGAAAACGCAGUACACUUCUAUACAAGUUUCUUACAAGUUCCCGCUGAUCUUUCUAUUCAUGGAAAAGCAAUGUAUUUAUUAUACUACGCAUGCGCUGCCUCCUAUCAAGUUCUAUUUAACAGCACUGUAUCUGUAUGUGUUGCAAAUAGUACCGAUGGAAUCAAUUGGCAAAAACCAUUAUUAUGGUAUUAUCCAUUUACAGCGAAUGGAACGCAGUCAGCGCGUCCGACUAAUAUUGUGUUUGUGACGGAAACCAAUGAAUUUUUAGGUUCGAUUUUUCUCGACCGUGGUAAACGAACUCCUCGUUUGGAAAUCUUUAAAAUGACUUAUGAGAAUUCACCGCAACGUUUCGUAUACAUUGGAACAUCUCCUGAUGGAUUCAAAUGGACAGCAGGAACAAAACCAGCUCAUCCCAAAGCUGGUUUGUCCGAUACCCAAACUGUGAUGUUAUAUUCGGGAAAUAAUGGUGGAGAAUACGUGUUAUAUGGUCGAUAUAAUUCCGAUGUAGCAAAUACGAGUGUUUACUGUCCUGGAUCUUGGUCUGAUUAUCGACACGCUGUUGUGACUCUAUCGACUGAAAGUGCAUUCGGUCCAUGGACAGAAUCUGUCGAAGCAUUUCCACUUGGAUCACCUGAUCCAAUUCAAUGUUUUGACAAUUAUAAUCCUGCUGCUUUAUUUUACAAUAAUGUCUAUUUUCUUUUCCCUUCAGGAUAUCUACAUUGGGCACAAUCAGAUUCGGGUGCACCAAUUCAGCGUGCUGCUCAGAAUGAUGGAGUAAUGGACAUUCGAUUAGCUGUCAGUCAUCUUGCACAUGGUCCCUUUACUUUUCCAACACGAGAUCCAUUCAUUUCUCGUGGAAUCGGUACGGUUGAUCCAAAAUCAAAAUUAGUCAAUGGAACUGGUAGCGACCGAGACGCUGGAUUCGUCUUCUCAUCAGCAAAUGGGUUAUUAGAUCCAGACUUCAUACGAUCGGAUGUUGUUACACCUUCAGCAUGGAUGUAUCACGUCUAUUGGGGUUCCCAAACAACUCACGCGGGUGGCGGUGCGUUUCUAGGUCGGUAUUGGCCCGAUGCUUAUUCAGGUAUAUUCAGAGCGCGUCUACGUCGGGAAGGGUAUGUUUCUCUUGCAACACUAACAUCUGACCCAACAGGUAAAGGUUGGUUCACUUCCAAAGUUUUGUCUUUACCUGAAAAGAAGGACGGUCAACAGUUACUAUUGUAUAUCAAUGCUGAAAUUGCCACCGCAGGUUAUUUAGCGAUUCAAUUUGAAGAUGGAUUGACAGGAAAUCCUAUUCCUGGAUUUACAUUCGACGAAUGUAAAACACUACAUGGAAAUGGAAUACGACAAUUAUUAGAAUGGAAAACACAAAAUGGAACAUAUUCAGCAGAUUUGACUCCACUUGUAAAUUAUCCGAAUGGAGUUCGAUUUCAUGUCCAUGUUGGUCAUACAAAACUUUACGCUUUUAUUCUUUCAUAUGUCUAA